Dimorphilus gyrociliatus is the source of this 2059-nucleotide messenger RNA. The record is from the annotation of a GenBank genome assembly. NCBI's taxonomy places the organism in Eukaryota, Metazoa, Annelida, Polychaeta, Dinophilidae.
AAUGCUUCAUUUUACUUGUGUUCUUGGAGAUUUAAUCUUUCAUUACGGAUGUUAUACUUGUGAAGCCUGUAAAGUCUUCUUUAGACGAUCAUUGAAGAGUUCGAUAGAUUAUGAAUGUGUUACAAAACGUAAAGUCUGCACACCAGCACCCGAUUUUCGGUUUCAAUGCAGGGCUUGUAGAUUUAAAAAAUGCCUAGAUAUUGGAAUGUCUCGACAUGCCAUAAGGACUGGACGAUACACUAAGCGAAUACAUAAUAGAAACAAAAUCUUAUUAACAAGAAUUGAAAAUAGUAAAAAAACGGUACCAUAUCUAAUCAAUCAUACGGAUUCCCAAGAUCUAAUCAUACAAUGUAUGAAUAUAUUUCAUGAUGCAGUUAAGAUUGAUUGGAGUAAAGAAAUAUCUGAUUUUCAAACAAAAUUCAGAAACGCGUCUGCCGUUUGUGAGGAUGGAAUAUUUCCAAAGAACGAUUACAUGGAGAUAUUUCAAGUAUCUGGUCUUGAAAUCGACUAUAGAAAGUCGUUUAUGAGCAUAUUAAAUAGUGUUAUGGAAAUAUCAUCAACACGUUUCAUUAAUGCAGUUAGUAAAAUACCGGGAUUAAAAGAACUAAGCGACGAGAAGUUUUUUCACCUUCUUAUUUCCCAUAAAGAUGAUAUUCAAAUAUUUAACAGCUCAACUAGCAAAUUAAUAUGGACUGAAGAUGGUCUCUCGUGCAAUUUAGGCGAUGGUUACGUUUUAACCCUUAAAAAAGAUGAUUUCAAGAAUUUAACAGACGCUAAUUUUGUCAUUUCCGAAGAAACCGUCCUUCAAUCAAUUCAAAAUCUUAAUUUUACUAUUGAAGAAUCAAUUUUCCUACUUAUAAUUAGUCUCCUCAAUCCAAUCAAGGGAAACGAAAAUUUACGAUUAUAUUAUAAUCGUUACCUAAUAGCAUUUACCAGUUAUCAUUAUGGAGCGUAUACUUGCGAAGCAUGCAAAGCUUUCUUCAAAAGAACUGUACUACGUCCAAAUAAUUUGAAAUGCAUUGCUAACGAUAAUGCAUGUAUAGCAACAGAACAAAUGAAAUUUAUAUGUAGAUCUUGUCGAUUUAAACGCUGUCUUGCGAUCGGAAUGUCGUUAAAUUCGUCCAAAAUAGGAAGGACAACAAGAGAAAGAUUAAAAAGUUUACAAAUGUACGUUAAGAAUUCACAAGCUAAAUCUGAAAAAGUACCUUAUUUAUUUAAUCAAACCGAUUCGCAAGAUCUUAUUAUUAUGUGUUCAAAUGUAUUCUCAGAAACUUUAAACUUGGAUUGGCAGAGUACCAUUAAAGAUUUUGAUAUAAAAUUUAAGAAUGCCGCUAGACUAAUUGAAGAAGGAUUUUUCCCACAAAAUGAUUUUAUGGAUAUACUUUCAGUUACAGGCAUUGAGAUUGAUAAUAGAAAAGGAUUUUCUAGUCUUAUAGAUUCUAUAAUCGUUAGUUCAUUCCUACACUUUAUGAAAUGUAUAAAAAAGCUCCCCGGAUUAGAUAUUUUAAGCGAAGAAGACUAUUACAAAGUCUUCUUUGCACACAAACAUGACAUUGAACUUCUUAUCUAUGUUGUUGGUGGAAUUAUAUGGAAAGAUGAAAUCAUUAUAAUUAAUUUCGAUGAUAAACAUCAAUUAAAAGUACCAAAGAAAAUUUUAGAAUCCCUAUUAGACGAUCAAGCGGUUAAUUUGGAAGAAGAAGCUUGUAUUCGUAUCACGGAGGCUAACAUUACUUUUGAAGAGGCACUUUUAAUAAUAGCUUUAAGACUAUUUUCACCAAAUAAAAAGUUUCCUCAUUUUAAAGAGUUUCAUCAUCGAUUAGCAGUUGCAUUUACAAGAUAUUUAAAAAGUCAAUAUUCAAAUAAAUACUAUUUACGAUUUCUUCAAUUGAUGAAUCUAUUUAGCUAUUUCAACGAAGCAUAUCUAAUUGGAGAUAAAUGGAUUGCUAACAAUUUUGAAUAUUUAAGCACAAUCCAUUGUAGACCUGAACUUCUCCGCCAUGUGUGGUUAGAUAUGGAUAUAAGGGAAACUAUGAACCUUUUACAAUCUCUAGCACUAUAA